AUGGCGAUGUUAGAUCUUCCACGUGAUUUGUUAGAGAAUAUAUUCUCUAGGUUGGACGAAGAGUUUCUAAGACAGUUCCGAUGCACUUGCAAACUGUUUAACGCUUUAUUCAAAGAUCGAGGAUUCUUACAACAACGCUUCCACAAAGCAGCAAGGGAAGUGCUCGUUAUGAUGAAUUCACGGCUUUUUAUAUUGGACGUUGAUAUCGACGGACGUCAAAGCUACACCGUUAUUAAAUUCAGCAGAUUACAAUACAAUGACCAAUACCGUAAUGACGUUGAUCGUGAUCAAUUCGAUAUAUCCAAUAUCUCUCACUGCGAUGGUUUAUUGUUGUUACAUACUACGUUCGACAACAUGCUUAUCGUUUGGAACCCGUGUUCGGGGCAAACCAUGCAUCUUUAUCCUAAUAACCAAUACACGGGUGGCAUCUUUGCCCUUGGAUACCAUAGCAAAUUGUGCGAUAGCUACAAAAUCUUGAGCAUUAAUGAAAAAAGUGAUUCCGUGGAGUUGGAGAUGUUUGAUUUAUAUUCUGAUUCAUGCUCAUGGAGGGCUCUUGAUGACGUCACUAUCGGUUGCAACAUACAGUCUCGUGGUGUAUCUCUAAGAGGGAAUGCUUAUUGGAUUGCUUCAGAAGUCAUCAAAGACUCUUUACUAUUGCUAAGUUUCGAUUUCACAACCGAGAGAUUUGAACGCAUGGAUCUUUGCUUUCAGCGUGUUGGUUAUGAGAUUUUAGCCUUAUCGGUUGUUAGUGAAGAGCAACUUUCGGUUUUGCAACAGAGUUUGGAGACGUCAAUGGUGGAGAUUUGGGUGACGGCCAAUGAUAAGAGUCUUGACCAGACCAAGAUCUUGUCAUGGAGCAAGUUGUUGGCAGUGGAUUUAUACACUUAUUAUUAUGACCAUAGGUUUACGUAUGAUGUAAGUUUCUUUAUCGACAAAGAGAGUAAAGUCGUCGUUUGUUGGGACAAAGAACAAGUAUAUAUUUUUGGAGAGGAUCAUCACUAUGGACAUAUCAAUGUCCUAGGAGGAUCUGGAUGCGAGCCUCUUUUUCCAGCAGUUAUGUUCCAAGGUUGGUUCAAAUUUAAACUGCCGGUAGUAACUAUAAGAAGUUAUUUCAAAUUCCGACGAUAG
Molecule: messenger RNA, 1128 nt
Organism: Capsella rubella
Lineage: Eukaryota; Viridiplantae; Streptophyta; Magnoliopsida; Brassicales; Brassicaceae
Product: putative F-box protein At3g17500
Exons: 1
Coding region: 1-1128 (375 amino acids)
Molecular function (GO): protein binding
Source: RefSeq, a predicted model, not a curated record